AUGUGGUGGCAUCAGCAUAACCUAUGUUUCCGGCACCCUGUCGAAGAAGAUUACUCCUCAGGGGAUCUGGAUAAAAAGGUAGCAACAAUUGCAGAGACAAAUGAGCCUGCAGAAUCAGAAGGUGUAAUCGAUUCCCAUAAACGGCGAGAAGUCCUUUCACGAAGACCUUCCUAUAGAAAAAUACUGAAUGACUUUUCCUCUGAUGUGCCUGGUAUUCCCAAGAUUGAAGAAGAAAAAUCAGAGGAAGAAGGAACACCACCUAGCAUUGCUACCAUGGCAGUGCCAACUAGCAUUUACCAGACUAGCACGGGACAAUACAUUGCUAUAGCCCAAGGUGGAGCAAUCCAGAUUACUAACCCAGGAUCUGAUGGUGUUCCUCCGGGACUGCCGGCAUUAACAAUGACAAAUCCAGGAGCUCCUCCGCCAGGUGCGACAAUUGUACAGUACGCAGCCCAGUCACCUGAUGGCACACAGCAGUUCUUUGUCCCAGGCAGCCAGGUUGUUGUUCAAGAUGAGGAAACUGAACUUGCCCCAAGUCACAUGGCCGCUGCCACGGGUGACAUGCCAGCUUACCAGAUCCGGGCUCCUACCGCUGCUUUGCCGCAGGGCAUGGUGAUGGCUGCCUCACCGGGAAGUCUGCACAGCCCCCAGCAGCUAGCCGAAGAAGCGACCCGCAAGCGGGAGCUGCGGCUGAUGAAAAACAGGGAAGCCGCCAAAGAGUGUCGACGUAGGAAAAAAGAAUAUGUCAAAUGUCUGGAGAGCCGAGUCGCAGUGCUGGAAGUCCAGAACAAGAAGCUUAUAGAGGAGCUGGAGACCUUGAAAGACAUUUGCUCUCCCAAAACAGAUCAGUAGAAGUAUCUUAACUAUGAACUGACUACAGCAUGUACAGUUGCUUUUCAAUGCAAUACAAUAUAUAGCCAGCAAGAACUAUGGCUUCCCCUUGUAUCUUUCACCUUCCUUUCUAAUACCUGACAUUCCUCAAAUGCUUUGUUGUAUUUAGUUAACUCUUACCUAUAGGGACAAUUUUUUUUUUAGAAGAGACAAACUGUAAAAAAUGUAUGUAACACAUUUUUAAGUUGAAAUAUGUGUAAGAUUUGUUCCAACACUACAUAUUGCAGUUCCAGUCUCUGUCAUGAGUAGUGCCCUAUGCAUAAAGUUUUGCAGGUCUUUUACAUGUCAUUUUAGGGAAGGAUGAUCAAGGGUAAUGCAUCUAGAAGAACAAUAGAUCAAACCACAGAAAUACCUCAGGAAAGAAUCGGAAGUGUAUCUUAAUGGCAUGUCUAUAUGAGAAGAAUAGCCUACAAGUGAAUUUAUGGCAUUUAUAGAUUUUUAUAUGUUUCUUUGUAAAGAAAAUAUUGUACUGCUGUCCUUGGACGCCACAGUUGAAGGCAGUUUUGAAUAGAACCAUGUUGGUUGCUCUUUGUA
Messenger RNA from Jaculus jaculus (lesser Egyptian jerboa), 1425 nucleotides. RefSeq names its product cAMP responsive element modulator (gene Crem). The coding region runs from base 1 to 852 and encodes 283 amino acids. The transcript has 7 exons. Lineage: Eukaryota; Metazoa; Chordata; Mammalia; Rodentia; Dipodidae. Gene Ontology annotation, biological process: regulation of transcription by RNA polymerase II. The record is from RefSeq and is a predicted model, not a curated record. Gene Ontology annotation, cellular component: ATF4-CREB1 transcription factor complex; nucleus. Gene Ontology annotation, molecular function: RNA polymerase II cis-regulatory region sequence-specific DNA binding; DNA-binding transcription factor activity, RNA polymerase II-specific; protein binding.